GGUUUCUCAGGGAAUGGCGGUUCCAUUGCUGGAGAAGAUGCCGCUCAGAGCCACACAGGAGUUGGGAAAAGCUCUCCUAAAUGUAAGGAUGUGACUGAAUGGUGCAGUAACUACUUGAAAAAUGGCUUUUCUGUCGGCGAUUCUGGUUAUAAAGUGAUGGACCGAGGGGGUAGAAUCCGCUGCAGUUUCCAGGACAUGGGAGUGAAUACACGACAGACUAUGGCACAUGUAAAGAAUGCUAAAACAGGUAUGACAACCCUGCACAUUCGGGUCUCGAACUGCUGAACUACCGACCUUCCACAGCCUGCAGACUGGCAACUGUACCAAUAUCGCGUCGAAUUUAGCCCAGAGCUGGAAUCCAGACGUUUGCGGCUUGCGCUGUUGUACAGCCACUCCGAAUUUCAGCUAAAAGCCAAAGCGUUUGAUGGAGCGACACUGUUUCUUACAGAAAAAUUAGAAAGCCACGUCACGGAAUUGUCCUGUGAAACCCGGAGAGGAGAGAUUGUCAAGAUCACCCUCACGCUGAUCCAUCAGCUGUCCCCCAGCUCUCCUGCUUGCAUCCAGGUUUUAAACAUCAUCUUUAAGAAGAUUUUGAAAAAGUUGUCUAUGCACCAAAUCGGACGGAACUUCUACAGUCCUUCGGAUGCAAUAGAGAUACCGCAGCACAAGCUUACUCUUUGGCCAGGCUUUGCUGUGUCCGUUGGCCACUUUGAAAACAGAGUUAUGCUCUGUGCAGACGUGAGCCAUAAAGUCCUCCGUAAUGAAAAUGUUCUGGAGUUCAUGACCAGCAUUUAUAACAGCGUGGAUAUGGCACGUGUUGCAGAGACGUGUGAAAAAGAACUGUUGGGACUUAUAGUUCUUACCAGAUACAACAAUAAAACCUACCGGAUUGAUGAUAUUGAAUGGUCUGUGAAGCCUACAGAUACAUUCCAGAAACGUGAUGGCACUCAGAUCUCUUAUGAAGAUUAUUACAAGCAGCAGUAUGAUAUAGUUGUGAGUGACCUAAACCAACCAAUGCUUGUUAGCCAGUUGAAGACGAAACGCGGCGGUGACGCUGCUGAGCCCCGUGUGGUCCUCCUGGUGCCUGAGUUAUGCUACCUCACAGGCCUGAGCAGCCGUGCAACUUCUGAUUUCCGUUUGAUGAAGGAUUUGGCUCAGGAAACUCACCUGUCCCCCCAAAACAGACAACAGAGGCUGUCUAGACUUGCUGACAACAUUCAGAGAAACAAAGAUGCCCGCUUAGAGUUGGAGACCUGGGGACUGCAGCUUGGGUGCCAGGCUUCUCUCACUGGCCGUGUAGUGACGACAGAGAAAAUCCUAUUGCAGGAUGUGAUUAUGCCCAUGAGUGCUGGGGACUGGUUCCGAGAUAUGCGGAACGUCAAGGUCAUGGGAGUGGUGCCUCUGGAGAACUGGCUUGUGGUGUUCAGCAACAGGAACUCAGAGCUAGCCCAUAAUCUCAUGCAGUGUUUGAGAAGAGUGGGAGGCCCCAUGGGCUUUCACAUCGAACAUCCCAAAAUCUUGCAAGUACAAGAAAGCCCUGUGGCAUUUGUACGAGCCCUGCGACAGCAUGUGAAUCCGGAACUGCAGCUGGUACUUUGUGUGCUCCCUUCUGGUCAGAAGGACUGCUACGACUCAAUUAAGAAAUACCUUACCCUUGAGCACCCCGUUCCUAGCCAGUGUGUUCUCGCGCGUACCCUGAGCAAGCAGGGCAUGAUGAUGAGCGUGGCCACAAAAAUCGCAAUGCAGAUCAUCUGUAAACUUGGCGGGGAGCUCUGGGCAGUGGAUAUACCGCUGAAGUCCCUCAUGGUGGUUGGGAUUGACAUCAACAAAGAUGCCGUCAACAAAGGAAGCUCAGCUGUUGGAUUUGUGGCUAGCACGAAUGUCAAGAUUAGCAGGUGGUUCUCUCGGUGCAUGCUGCAGAACUCAGGAGCGAAUGUGGCAGAUUGUUUAAAGGUCUGCCUAGAAGGUGCCCUGAGCCAUUGGCAGAAGUGCAAUGGGCAUUUACCUGCGCGCAUAAUUGUGUACCGUGAUGGGGUUGGAGAUGGCCAGCUGAAGAUGGUGGUGGACUAUGAAGUCCCACAGCUGCUUAGUGUCAUCAAUGAAUGCAGUCCGGAUCAAAGGCCCAAAUUAUCCGUGAUCGUCGUCAGGAAGAGAUGCCUUCUUCGCUUUUUUACUGAAGCCAACAGCAGCCUACAGAAUCCUCCAAUAGGGACAGUUAUUGACACGGAAGCCACUCGACCUGAAUGGUAUGACUUCUUUUUGAUUAGCCAAAUUGCUCGCCAGGGUUCAGUGAACCCCACGCAUUUCAAUGUGAUAUAUGAUGACAAUGGGUUAAAGCCGGAGCAUAUGCAACGUCUUACAUACAAGAUGUGCCACAUGUACUACAACUGGACUGGCCUCAUCAGAGUGCCGGCUCCUUGUCAGUACGCCAACAAGCUGACUUUCUUGGUCGGUCAGAGCAUCCACCAAGAGCCAAGCCUGGAACUUGCCGACAAACUUUUCUACUUGUGA
Gekko japonicus is the source of this 2511-nucleotide messenger RNA. RefSeq names its product piwi-like RNA-mediated gene silencing 4 (gene PIWIL4). Lineage: Eukaryota; Metazoa; Chordata; Lepidosauria; Squamata; Gekkonidae. Gene Ontology annotation, molecular function: protein binding; piRNA binding. The annotation marks the transcript as partial. The transcript has 20 exons. Gene Ontology annotation, biological process: regulatory ncRNA-mediated gene silencing. Gene Ontology annotation, cellular component: P granule. The record is from RefSeq and is a predicted model, not a curated record.